Molecule: messenger RNA, 2300 nt
Organism: Grus americana (Whooping crane)
Lineage: Eukaryota; Metazoa; Chordata; Aves; Gruiformes; Gruidae
Gene: TMEM139
Product: transmembrane protein 139
Exons: 4
Coding region: 195-851 (218 amino acids)
Source: RefSeq, a predicted model, not a curated record
AAGUAAAGCAGACCAAACAGAUCCGACACAGGUCAGAAGGGGCAGGAGUUUGCAAAAGAGCUUGCAAGUUUUACCUUGUGAUGAAGAGAGAAGUUAAAACAUGACUGCUCCUACCUAUCGAAACCUCUCUCUGAUGUCUGUCCCCUUAACUGCUCAUCUGUUCUCAACUGUCUGCUACCGCCAUCUAUACUGCCAUGUGGUUAGAGACACACUGGAAGAACAUCCGCCAAGCCUUGUUGCUUCUUUUCACUGCUGCUCUUCUCAUUGGGGUCACCAUGCUGGCCAUUUCAUCUAACAUCAAUCCAGUAGGCUAUUUCUUCCUAGGGGUAGGGGGAGUGUGCCUGAUCGGGUAUUUGCUGAGUGUGUUUGUCGAGUGUUACCUGAAGAAUCAGCACCAACACGAGGCAAAUGAAAUACCUCCAAGCAGACAAAGCCAAGCAGGGGUGAACGCUGCCUAUGAAGCACCCACAUAUGAGGAGGUGAUGACCAUGUCAGUUCCACCAAUAUGGACAAUUGCAUCCAAUCCAGGCUUAGUGCCCUCACCAUUGAAUGAGCCUCCUCCUUACAAUGCAGUUAUUGAAUCAUCUGCCCAAGAACAGGCGAUGGUGGAGGCACUCAGGGUGUCAGCAGCAUCAGACACAAGGCACACCUCUGAGACAGACACAGGCUCCAGGAUGCAGUUGCAGCUGGUGCUGCCCCCAAGACCGCAGCGGUUUGUUUCAGACAUCCAUGACGUGAAAGGUACCGAGGACAGGUUUGAGCCACUGGAGCCACUCACUCCACCACCUGCUUAUGAGAGUGCCAUCAACGAUGAGGUCUUUGAAGAUGCUUUCCAGCCCUCCAUGUUAUGAUUAAUUUCACCUCCCAUGAAUGCAGAACCAAACCUUCAGCCCAAUACAGGGUGCUCCUGAAGGGAAGGUGAAAGAGCUGAGAUUUUUCAUGCCUGAAACUGUAAAAGUUUGUCUCACCAUUCUUUGAACCAGAGCUGAACUACAGAUACAGCUUACACAAAAUACAAAUCAAUGCAACACCGCAAUGCUUUGUCUUGGCAGAUAUGUAAAACCACUAUGAGGAAAGUUGUGUUAUGUAGGGCAACAAUUCUCAAACUGGAGAUACACCGUCAUGGGGGAGGAGAGUGAACCACGAGAAGAGACAAGGUUGCCAAAGGACCUCUGAAGAAGGACUGUAGGAUGCAGCCAGGAGAAGCUGCCUGAGAAAGGGGAAGGAUAGAAACAGCACGAAGUAGGUUCUGCCUGUGCAUUACAAACAGCAGCACUGCUGAGAGCUGUGCAAUGAUCAGCCACCCUAAAGUCCCUACUGAGAGACUGAGGCUGCAGUUCCCUGACUUGCUGUUUUGCAGCAACGCAAAUUUAUGGUUUGCGCUGUUUGUUGCUACCCCUCUGUCACACUUGCUCCACGUCCUCAGCUGUGCUGCACCAGAGCGUGACUGAGGGGAGGGUGGCUGUCUUCAUAUGGAAGCUGGCACCACCCGAUACCUGUCACUUGGGGCUGAAAAGCUGACGGCAAGCACGGCACCGUGAAAUGACUUCUGUUGUUGACAAGGUUCUCAUCCCACACAGCCUGCAGUGGUGGACAAGAGGGAGAUAAUAGCAGUUGUCCUCCUAUAAGAGAGGCCAGCAGUGGGAUACAUACACAUACGUACCCUCUGCCAGCACCACGAGCCUUCGCAGCUCUACAGGAGGGUGUAUUCUCUGCUGUACUACAGCUCCAAACAGAUGGCUUGAGAUACUUUAUUGUCAUCAUGGCAAGCAUUUGCACAGAAAGGUCAACGCUCCUCCAGUUCUCCAUAACGACGCUGUGCAUGGAAGCUUCCCUCUGGACUCUGGAAGGGGCCAGUCUGUCUGCCAAGGCCACAGCUGCAGCAGAGAGCACCUAAGAAUAACAAUCCUGAGGCACAUGUGGUCUUCAUCAUGACAGCUCUAGGUUGGAGCCAGGUUCCAGCUCCCACUGAUCAGCGAUGCUGUGCGGUCUUUUAAAAUGGUGACUUAAACUGAUAGGUUGUGCAGCGUUAAAGUGGUCUGCAGUAUGGAGAGAGACAUUAAUGUCUGGUGAAUGUCCAAAUAAAAAAAAUUAUAUGGUGGUCCAAAUCUCCUUAUGAAGGACAGCAGCAGUCAUCACAGCCUUGUCUCAUACGACUGUAUCAUCUUUAAUUCAUAUGAGGAGCCAUCAAACCACAGGCUACAAACAAAUAAAUUAUUUCUAAUUGUUUGAUUCUUUAUAGUUCAAAGAAAAAAAAAGACCUUUAAUGUUGUUUAUAAAUAAAUGGGACUGCAUUAAAA